AAAUACGAUAUAUUGCGCCAUGUCGAAAUAGUGCUAUAUUCAGUGGAUUGACAGAAGGUUCAGGUUGGCUUUGGAUGUCACCAUGUUAAAAACAAAUACCUCCGUCACACCAGAUUUGGAUUUAGUAUACAAGAAAUGGGAACAGCGCACCCCAACUACACCAAAUCCUAAACCAAGAGAGGUAACUGGACAGCUGACAAACCGAAUUUUGAGUGAGGGAAGACAACGCUGGAGAGAAAAGUUUGGUGAUAGUGUACGACCAGUACGUCACAGAAAAGUUCGAGAGAGGAGGAGAGCGGCACCAACUCCUACAGAUUCUAUUGCCUCCAGAGUGAUAGCCCAAUUUAAGAGCACACCAAUUGUGACAGCAGAUUCACUCAGAGUUGUCCGCCCUUUCAUGGGUCAGUGCUGUGCUUGUCUCCCAGAUAGCAAGAUUGAUCUGAUAUCGAGUACCACGGCCAGCCAGGGUAUCAGGGACAUUCUCAAUGUAAAGACAGAACUAAGGUCUGGUGGCUUCCUGGAGACUUCAUUUGACCAGCUAGUGUACAGUCUGAGGAGAAAGACCAUACACAAGUAUCCUGAUGUAUCACUGUCUGUCCUUACCUGUAACAGGGUUAAAGAAGCUGUGCUUCAGCAUUCUGAAGAGGAUGAUGUUGUGGGAAAGGUACAGUCAGGAGAUGUUGUGGCCAAGGACCUGCUUAGUGGAAUGCAGGCAAAAAUCUCCAAUAGACUUCUACGGUUGGCUGGCUGGUUCCUGCUGAAGUUCCUCUCUUACUUCCUACAUGGUGUCCAGAUCCACAAAGGACAGCUCGAGAUGGUGCAGAAAGCUGUCGCGAGAGGAACCCCGGUGAUCUACAUUCCUCUGCACAGGAGUCAUCUUGACUACAUACUGGUGACCUUUGUACUCUGGAACUACAGCAUCAAGGCCCCCUACAUCGCUGCUGGCGACAAUCUCAGGAUGCCAAUAUUCAGCUCCCUCAUCACAGGACUUGGAGGUUUUUUCAUCAGACGUAAACUGGACAAGAAGAUCGGUAGAAAAGACAAGGUGUAUCGAGCAGUACUUCACUCUUACAUGCAGGAGUUGCUGAAGAGAGGCGAGGCACUGGAAUUCUUCAUAGAAGGUGGACGCUCCCGAACAGGAAAGGCAUGUCAGCCGAAAGGGGGGCUGGUAUCUGUUGUUGUAGAUGCACAGCUUAACGAUGUGAUGGAGGAUGCUUACAUUGUACCUAUAAGUAUUAACUAUGAAAAGAUUCUGGAUGGAAACUUUAAUCGAGAGCAGAUGGGCCUACCGAAGGUAAAGGAGACGUUUAUUGGCACCAUCAAGGCUAUAUGGCGGGUCUUCUGUAGUGACUUUGGUAGUGUAAGAGUGGAGUUCUGCCAGCCUUUCUCCCUCAAGGAAUACCUUGUAAAGAUCCAGCCUCCACAGCCCUCCCCUCCUAAUAGUGGUAGUGACUUGUCUGGGCAGGACAGUCCUCCAGAGUCUCCCCCUCCUAUCCACAAGGCCGGCAGUGUUAGCUCACUGUUUGGGACAGACAUUAUGGUGGAAGAUCAGCGCCAUGCCAUCAAACAGUUGUCAGAACAUAUUGUACACACUUGCGUCCACGCCACCCCAGUGAUGUGUACCAAUAUGGUGGCUUUUCUUCUCCUCACAAAACACAGGGAGGGCACAACCAUGAAGCAACUGAUACAGGACUUUGAUUGGCUGAUGCAUGAAAUGAAGAGUCGUAACCGUGAUGUGGCAUUUAUAGGAAGUUCCAGCCAGGUCACUUAUUAUGCCUGCGCUCUUUUGGGAUCCAGUUUGAUUAAAAUAUCCAGCUCCAAUGAAGGUGAAGACCAAGUGAUACCAACAUUAAGUCUACCUACAGUGUUUGAGUUGAGUUACUACAGCAACACACUGGUGUCUGCCUAUUUACUGGAGAGUGUGUUGGUUUGUUCUGUGAUAUACCACUGUGAUAUUGGAUUGUUUGUACCGAGCCAAUCACAAACUGCUGAUGUGAUGUCUGCCUCCACCGAUGAUAUCCUGGACACAGCCUCGGAGAUAUGUAAACUGCUCAGAUAUGAAUUCAUAUGUAUUCCGCCGUGUGACAAACUUGAAGAAACACUUCUUGAAACUCUACAUCAUCUGAUCUCUCGUGAACUCUUCAAAUACCGGGACCAACAGACAGGUUCAAACCUUGACCUUGUCAAUGCUCGUAUGUCAAAGCAGUUUGCUGAAGUGGGCUGGGAGGACGAAGAGUUGGAUGGAGAAAUAUUCCAGGAGCAGUUUAUUAAGGCUAACAUGGAGAGGCGGGACUGUGUAGAGAACAUGGUAUUCCUUCACCACAUACUAGCACCAUUCCUCGAAUCAUACCUCUUGACUGCCCGCCAAAUCAACACAAACCUCAAAACAGAGAUGCCAGAGGAUGAUUUCCUGCAUAAUGUACAUGCUUGGGCAAAGACCAGAGUAGAGAAAGGAAUCGCUGGUUAUGCUGAGAGUGCUGCUUUUGAAUCUAUAAAGAAUGCCUUGAAAGCAUACCAGGACGUUAAGGUAAUAGACUGCUACUAUGCUGGCAAUAUUCGGAUGGUGGAGGUCAGAGAUCACUUUGAAGUUCAGGACAAAGUCAAUAAUUACAUUGGCUUAUUGGAGAGUCUACAGGAGUGAAUAUGCAUCACAAAGUGUGGGUUUACAGGUUUUACCUUGAGUGAAAGAAUAUAUGCAGCUGAUGAGGUUUCAAGGGAUCAAGUCAAAGAGCAAAGGAUCUUUGUGGAAAGAAUAUAUAUCUAUUUAAUUAGAGAAACAAGUUUUAAGGAUACUUAUAGAACAAAUGUAAAAGAAUACACGUAGAUGAUCAGUUGUUCGAAGAUCCUUGGAGAAAAGAUAACACCUGUUAUUCAACAGUUUGAAAUACUUCUAUGUGAUAAUACUCGUGACAAACUUCCAAACCAGAGAGAAGAAGAUUGCAGUUUUGCAUGAAAGUGCUCUUGGGAUGAGACAUCACCAAUAUAUUGUGCUUAAUCCAGUUUUUGUGUGAAUGUGUUGCAAGAAAAUGUUUUCUUGCAUGAAAACUGAAAACAUGUACACACAUUUAAGUGUUUGUGAUAUGUGUAAGAAUUAUAUCUAGCUGUGUUAGGAUCAGAGACACUGAAGCUUAAUCUCACCAAUGUUGCCAAGCACAUAAACAAAAAUAUUCUCUUCCGCUGCUUAGCGGUGUCUAAAAGGG
This is a messenger RNA of Ylistrum balloti, 3200 nucleotides long. RefSeq names its product glycerol-3-phosphate acyltransferase 1, mitochondrial-like. Bases 83 to 2641 code for a protein of 852 amino acids. NCBI's taxonomy places the organism in Eukaryota, Metazoa, Mollusca, Bivalvia, Pectinida, Pectinidae. The record is from RefSeq and is a predicted model, not a curated record. Gene Ontology annotation, cellular component: mitochondrial membrane. The transcript has 23 exons.